AUAGGCAUCGUUUACGUAACGAUGUCCUCCGUCCCCCACGAAGUCCACAUCGGCGUCGCGCUCCUCCCCACAUUCCGCCGACAAGGCGCCGGCAUGAAGGCGUGCGCGUUCGCCGUCCAGUGGGCCGUCGAGACCAUCCGCGCACACCGCGUCCAGGCGCGCAUCCUCGCCUCCGCAGACCGGUCCCGCGCGCAACGGCUGUUCACUGCGUUCGGGUUUGCACACGAGGGCAUCCAGCGCCGCGCAGUCCCCGACGCAGCCGGAGCAUGGGCAGACGUGACGCACAUGGGCAUCGUGGACACGGACUGGGUGGUUCGUAGGCGUCUGCGGGCCGCGCCCCGGAAUAUGUGGGACGAGCUGUUCGAGCGGCAUCAGCGCGAGCGCGAGGAGCUGCUGAGGUGGGAGGGGUUCCGAGACAGCAUGGGGCUGCGGCGUACGAGCAGUAUGGAGACGGUGCGG
Dichomitus squalens LYAD-421 SS1 is the source of this 459-nucleotide messenger RNA. RefSeq names its product acyl-CoA N-acyltransferase. Gene Ontology annotation, molecular function: acyltransferase activity, transferring groups other than amino-acyl groups. The record is from RefSeq and is a predicted model, not a curated record. Lineage: Eukaryota; Fungi; Basidiomycota; Agaricomycetes; Polyporales; Polyporaceae. The transcript has a single exon. The annotation marks the transcript as partial.